This is a messenger RNA of Nezara viridula (southern green stink bug), 1730 nucleotides long. The record is from the annotation of a GenBank genome assembly. Lineage: Eukaryota; Metazoa; Arthropoda; Insecta; Hemiptera; Pentatomidae.
UUAGAUACAGACCUUUAUAAAUUCAAUUCUCAAAGGUGUUUUUGUCGGCAUAACAACAAGGUGUAUGCCAUAUUUCUUCAUUAAUUCUCCAUAAUGCUCAAUUAUUGGACCAUAAUUUUGAAAAUUUUGGUUUCCUUAAGGCGAAAAAAAUUAGCACACCCACAAAAAAUUCUUCUUAACUUUCCCACGAAACGAAAAGUAAUUCGGCUUAUCGGCAAAGAUACAGACUAUUGUAAUUUGUACACAUGUGGUUUAUUAUUUUGAAUGAAUUAUUGUAAUUGGUCGUGGAAAAGAAAAUUAAAUCCACUUUGUCAUAAUAUAUUGCAUUACUUAUUUCCAUAUUGUUCCGAGAGUCAAUCCAAAAAAAAAAAAAAAUGAUAUCUGAUGAAAAUUUUGAUAGCAUUUUUUUUUAAUAUUCAUAACAUUUAUGUUAAAAAAAUGAGAGUCUGCCAGUCGGAUUAUGCUACUUGAAAAAAUGGCGACUCCUUAAAACAAUAAUUUUUUUCGAUAGUAUAUCACUUGUUCCCGCUUUCUGUUUUACAUAUAUAUGUGUUAAUAUGACGGGUAUUUAAUUUCUAAACGUUUCAUUGGCCUUGCUGAAAAUUUUAGCUUUCAGUCAACGUACUAUUGCAGAAGUUACACUAUUACCGACUAAAUAUCGUUUUUCAGAGCAAAAAAAAAAAGGUUUCAGUUCAUGUUGAAUGUUACCAAGUAUUUCACCAUGUGAUAUAAAUAUUGUGUACUAUUAGUAUAGAUAGUGAAAAAAAUGAAGGAGGAAAUCAAAGAAUCAAUAAUAAUUGAUGGAACAGAUUCAAAAGAAUCUUUUAACAAGGAAGGAGUUGAGGAGGGCUUGUUGUCCCAACAAUCAAAUGGAACAAUAGAAGGAACAGAAGAAAAUGGUUCGCCUAACAAUAAAUUAGGCAACUUGGUCAAGGACAUCAGAAAGAACAUGAAUACGCUGGACGAGAGCAUUCAAUUGUCGCACUACACAGAGCGAAUGAUAUUCCAAAAUGAAUUGCAACUAUUAAUUGACAAGCAUCUUCUUGAUUUCGAACUCGACAGAGAAAAGUGUAAGAAUGCGAGAUUAAAAAGAAUGAAUGAUGUUAACCGCAGUGUUAAUACAUUACCUCGAACAGAAAAUGAUGAAAUCAAAUACUUAAGAAAAAAAUGUCAAAAUUUGACAUCAGUCAUGAGAAAGCGUUCUUGUCAUAUAAACAAAGCCUUAGCUCAAAUAAAGGAUUUGAAAAACGACAAAGAAAAUCUAAAACAACAAUUGGAAGAAAAAGAUUUAAAAAUAAAAGAAAUUAAUGAUAAUUAUUCCAGGCAACUCAUAGAAAUGAAGGAAAAGGUAAAAAAAGUAAAGGAAGAGGCAGAAAAGGAGAAAAAAAAGUACAUCCAAAGUAACUUACAAAUAGCGCUUCAAGAACAAAUUAAGCAGAACAAGCAAUUAAUGUACAAUAACUGCCAGUUGAAAACACAAAUAGCCCAAUCAAAAACAAUAGAUAAAUUCAACAUAUCCACUCAGGUUUUUGAAAUAGACAUUUCAAGAAAUAUGUAUCGUGAAGACGUUAGCGGGUGAUGUACAAUUGGAAAUAACUCAAUGUACAAAAACUAACAUUUUUAAAUAUUUAUACUGCGACCUUCAUAAAGCAGUCAUGUUUUAGUAAUAACUAAAGUGUAAAAAAUAAAUUAAUAAAAACAUAUAUAUGCCUUAUCUUUAAAAAUAUAAC